Aspergillus mulundensis is the source of this 1752-nucleotide messenger RNA. RefSeq lists its product as uncharacterized. The record is from RefSeq and is a predicted model, not a curated record. The coding region runs from base 1 to 1752 and encodes 583 amino acids. NCBI's taxonomy places the organism in Eukaryota, Fungi, Ascomycota, Eurotiomycetes, Eurotiales, Aspergillaceae. The transcript is spliced from 8 exons.
AUGCCCCGGACGUGGUUCGCAGUUGCUGUAGGACUCAGCUUCGUGAAUGGCGCAUUCGGCGCCGAGGGCGACAUUUGCUAUUUAAGUGGGACGAAAAGCACAAUUGUGAACGACCGGCUGUACUUCCUGGGCGGCAACUACAGCACCAUAACAGCUGGUGGGCAGGAUGUCCAAGUCGAACCCUCCCCAUCCCUCUACCACCUCACCCUAAACAGCUCCCAUCCUUCCCCGUCGAAGCACCCAUCCCAUCCUCCCUCCUCAACUCAACCACAAUCCCCUCCGAAACACUCGCGUACGAAAGCACCGCAGACUCAAACGGCGGCGACUCCGACGGCGCCCUGUGGACAUUCAACGACACGAUCUACGCGUUCGGCGGGUGUGCUCCAGCCUAUCCUCCACAGCAGCGAACCGGAUCUCGCGCUACAACACCACAACAAGACAAUGGACCGACGUCGACGUCUCCGGUGGCGCUCUGAACAUCGGCCGCCGCGAAUCCGCCUCCUUCGCAAGCGCCCCAGAAGCACACCCGCCGGCGGGCAGUCCCCGCACAUGGGCGGACUGAUCCGCUUCGACGCCUCAGACCCGAAUAAUCUCUCCUGGACAAACGACACGCUAACCAACGGCUCGUACGGCGUCGACGUCACAAAUCUGCACGGCGCCGCGAUGGUCUAUAUCCCCGCAGCCGAGGCGGGAAUGCUCGUUGUCGUUGGGGGGUACAUGCCCUUGCCAACCUCACGAACUCAGCUGGCUCACAUUCAACCGAACUGUCAGAUCACGAUCACCGCAACGCUAGCCCAGAAUGCAAACCCGCCUAUCGAAGCCGACUGGCAGAUAGGCGCGCGUCCGGCUCCGCGCCUACCAACCGCGUCUCCUUCUGCGCUGCAGGGUGUGCUCUCGACGGCCCCGGACGGGUCUGCGUUCCACAUCACCGCGUACGGCGGGUGGAGCCGGCGCGAUGGCCGCAGCUACGAGGACGUACAUGUGCUGGCGAUCCCGGCGUUCGAGUGGAUUGACGCGAGUGAUGUUGCGAGGGUGACGAAUGGCGAGAUGGAUGAGGGUGGUGAUCGGGAGAUUGGACGGGAUGCGCUGGGUAAUGGUGGUGCUUGGGGUGAUGUACACUCUGGUGGAAGGUAUGUGGAGAAUGGGGCGUGCGGUGGGAGUGUGAGUGGGGAUGGGGAUGGGGAGGGUGAUGAGGAUGGGGAGGUGUAUCAUCCGCUACGAGUGGCGCGCCAGUUUGGAUACCAUACCAGUGCGACGUACGAGGUGUCGCCGGUGAUCUAUCGCGAUAUUGGGGGGGAUUCCACCGGCGGCGCAACGAAAACCAUCCCGGCCGCUGGAUUCGCAGACCCAACGCUCGCUUCGAUCCUUCAGCUACGGGUGAGCGGCUCGUCCGCCCCGUCGUCCCCAUCAGACGAUCCCACAAGUGACGCUCCAGAUGGCGAGUCCGGUACCAACACCGGCGCCAUUGCAGGCGUGGUCGUUGGCGGGGUCGCAGGGCUUGCUGCGAUCCUAGCCCUAGUUUGGUUCGUUCUUAGGCGGAAGAGAAAGCACCUGCAGCAAGUCAGUUCAGGCGUUGCUGGUGGGGAUGUAUCGCCGCCAGUUCAGGACGGGACGAAGACUGUCCAGGAUAAGGAUAAGACGGAUAUGCCUGGGUUACAGGGCGUUCCGGUUGUGGAGAUGGAGGCGCCGGUGCAUUCGAUGCGCGCGGAGUUGCAGGAUGGGGGGGUGAGUAAUCGGCAUGAGUUGCCUUGA